Haliotis rubra (blacklip abalone) is the source of this 2621-nucleotide messenger RNA. RefSeq lists its product as uncharacterized. The transcript has 10 exons. The record is from RefSeq and is a predicted model, not a curated record. Gene Ontology annotation, biological process: protein polyubiquitination; ubiquitin-dependent protein catabolic process. Bases 189 to 2609 code for a protein of 806 amino acids. NCBI's taxonomy places the organism in Eukaryota, Metazoa, Mollusca, Gastropoda, Lepetellida, Haliotidae. Gene Ontology annotation, molecular function: ubiquitin protein ligase activity.
AGAAGUGACACGCUAUGUACACUAUAUAUAGUUUCUAGUUUCUAAACAAGUCGGUCCAGCUGCAAUCUGAAAAUGGGGGAGAAGGGUACAAUGGAACAGAAUAUCCUGCUCUUACAACACAGUAAUUAUUUCUGACACUGUUGUCGGGAUCAUCGAAGUGGUCAGCGUCACCAAAAGCAACACGCAUCAUGAGCUUUGUGGUAAAGGAACGGUGUCCAGAUUGUGGUCGGACUUUCAAGAACUUAUCAAACCACAAAAUCUGUCAAAGCCGAGGUUCAGGGAAACAUGCAAAUAAACUUUCUAUGGUGCAAAGGCAAGUGUGUCCUGAUUGUGGUCGAGAUUUUGUGAACCUCGCAAAUCACAAAGUAUGUCAUGGAAGAGGGGCCGGAAACAGGCAGACAUCUUAUCCACCGGAAGCAGUUCCUUGGCAACGUGUGCCAACACCCACCGACAUUGACCGUGAUCACUGGAACGCUGAUUUCACGCCCAGGCCACCUCACUGGGAUACACCACCCCCUAUUACCCCACCUUCCCGCAGGGAGAGGCGGACACCUGCCGCCACGCCCCAUCCCUCCAACAGAGAGAGACAGGCACCUACCCCUACGCCCCGUCAAUCCAACAGAGAGAGACAGACACCUGCCUCUACGCCCCAUCACUCCAACAGAGAAAGAUGGACACCUGCCCCUAUGACACCACCCUUUACGCCCCAGACACCAGCCCCUACGCCAGGUCCCUUCCAAACAGAGAGACAGACAUCACCCCCUACGCCCCCUCCUUCACACAGCGAGAUACCGAUGCCACCCUUCUACUUCCCUCUCUCCUACACAGAGAGACUGACUCCACCUCCUACUCCCCCACCUUUACCCAGAGAGGAACCAACGCCACCCCUCUACAUCCCUCUCUCCCACGGAGAUAGAAGGACACCUUCCCCAACCGCACCUCUCUAUCUGACCAUUCCAACAUUCCCCCAUCACGAUGACAAUAAUCAUAACCAAUCACGCCUUAAUCAGUCACAGGCUGGAAGACAUGAUCGACAUGGUUCGUAUUCUCAAGAACCGCAACAGUCCAGGAGACAAAGGGAACACCAGCAACGCAGGCAGCCACAUCAACAUCCCCAUCAUCCUUUCAUACAAGGGGAACAUCAGCAUGGUAUCCAAGCCGACUAUCGACCACGCCCGCAUGGCCGUUUCUCAGACUUGUUGGAAGGGCAACAAAGUUGGCGAGGUCGCAACAGUUACAACGGUAGUCUCAGUGAUGAGGAUGCUCUUGCUGUUGCUAUUGCUGCAAGUCAGAACCCAGAGGAGGCAGAUCUUGGAAGGUCAUUGAGAGAUGAACCGGAUAGUCUCAGUGAUGAGGAUGCUCUUGCUGUUGCUAUUGCUGCAAGUCAGAACCCAGAGGAGGCAGAUCUUGGAAGGUCAUUGAGAGAUGAACCGGAUAUCAAUGCGGUACCUACUGGUUCACAACGCCUUGUCCAGGAGCAUCUAAGUCGAUGUAUGGAGUUUGGAGCCAGCCAGAUCUCCGUCAACAGGGACAACAUCUGGUCCAGCAGCAUGGCCUUCUUCAAGGAUGUUUGUGUAUCGAAGACGGCUAAACAGUUAAUGGUGGCUUUCACUGAUUCCGAUGGUAGACGUGAGGAGUGUAUCGACACAGGGGGACCACGUCGUGAGUAUCUACGUCUGCUGCUGGAGUCCAUCGUCGCCAAUAGCAAGAUGCUUCAUGGUGACGAAAAACAAGGAUUUCUGAUUCGACCCAACAUAUCUGCCUAUUCAAAGAAGCACUUCCGGGUCAUAGGGGUCAUGCUGGCCACUAUAAUUGCUCAAGGUGGACAACCUCCCGCCAUAUUUGCUCCUCCAGUUGUUGAUGCUAUACUGGAUAAAGAUGAGAUGCCGUCUGUGGAUCAUGUGCCCGACACACGAAAGAGAGAAUCUUUAAAAAAGGUGUCGGAAGCUCGCGACGAGGCUGAGCUACAGGAGGCUCUGGAGGAGUGUGACUGGAGAUACGACCUGGACGGUGUCCCCUCUUAUGUUACCAUGGCCAGUAGAGAUGAGUUCCUCAGAGGAUGUGUCCAGUAUUUCGUCAUACUGCAGAGCAAGCCAAUGCUUGACCAGCUGAUUCAAGGCCUGGGUCACUGCGGGAUUCUGGAUCUCAUCAGAAGACACACGUUACGAGAUUUGCUUGAGUAUAAAUCGGAUGUUGAGGUCACGGCCGAAAGGGUUAUGGAUCUGUUGAAACCAGAUGAACGUUGCCAUAGCGACGAACAACAGAUCCUUGAGAACCUAAGCAGAUUCCUGCAGGCAGCUGAAGGUGGCAGCUUGUGUGAUGUGCUCAGGGAGAGCCAGCGUUUGACCCGAAGUCAGACCGAGUUUGCGCGGGGAUUAACUCCAGCGAGACUGCUAGCGUUUGUUACUGGAUGUAGUAGGGAACCAGCUGGCGGGUUCGUGCCGAAACCCAGCAUUGUCUUUAACAGAGCCGCCUGGCGGCUGCCAUCGGCCGCUACAUGCAGUAACCAGAUCCUGAUCACGGUGCACCAGAACUCGCUGGAGUUCCAUCGCUUUUGUCAAGCGAUGAUGACGUCAAUGAUGAACGGAGAAAACUUUACAACCGCCUAGGUUUCUUGUUAU